Molecule: messenger RNA, 2002 nt
Organism: Prosopis cineraria
Lineage: Eukaryota; Viridiplantae; Streptophyta; Magnoliopsida; Fabales; Fabaceae
Exons: 8
Coding region: 185-1903 (572 amino acids)
Source: RefSeq, a predicted model, not a curated record
UGGUCCGCUAAAUGUGGCCCACUCUUGUCUCUCUUCGCCGAUCGCUUGCUUGUUCGGCCUUCCAUCACAAGCCAUAGCCAUUAAAGCCAGCGGCCUUUUUCGUGUUUGCGAUACGCGCCAAUGCACAUUGUCGGCCCUCUCCGUCACUCCCUUCUCCUCUGAAGCGCUGCUCUGACUUUUAGCAAUGCCGGAGUUGGGGUUUCAGGAGCGAUCCUUGUCCAGGGACUGCAGCCCCGACUCUGUCAUCUUUACUCUUGAAUCUAACUUCAGUCUCUUCUCCUCUGCUUCCGCCAGUGUCGAUCGCUGCUCCUUUGCAUCUGACGCUCAUGACCACGACUCUCUCGCCUCUGAAACCUCCCUGCAAUUGGCAGUGCAUGGUGGUGAUUUUUCUCCCACCGAGAAUUGGAGUGGUCCAGAUCCGGAUCCGGAUCCAAACAAAUACGCAGCAAACAAGACGCAUAGUCGCAUCAUAAGAGAGGAAGGAAAAGCAAAAGCUCAAAAGGAAUACAACAAUGCUGACGACGUUGAAGACGGUGAUCAACGCUUGGAAUUGGACUCCGCUAGAAACUCUUUCUCCCUGGCCCUUAAAGAAUGCCAAGAUCGGAGAUCAAGAUCUGAAGCUUUGUUGAAAAAGGCAGACCGGCGGAGGCCUGCUUCUUUAGAUCUGAAUAAUGCAACCGGAUCUUCACCUCGACUGGGAACCAUGAAGAAGAGUGCAGUAUCAACUCGCAAGUCUAACAACUUCCCUAGUCCUGGAACACCGAAUUAUCGGCAUGCUGGUAUGGUAAUGCAGAAGGGUUGGAGUUCUGAGCGAGUUCCUUUGCAUACUAGUGCUACCAGGAAGCAAGUCAGUGCGUCUCUGUUGCCUUUAAAUAAUGGAAGAACAUUGCCAUCAAAAUGGGAGGAUGCUGAGAGAUGGAUUUUCAGCCCUGUUUCAGGAGAUGGUAGGGGGAGGUGUUCCCUUCCACCGCCCCAGAGGCGGCCGAAGUCAAAGAGUGGUCCACUUGGCCCCCCUGGAGUUGCGUAUCAUUCGCUCUAUUCACCGGCAGUGCCCAUGCUAGAAGGGGGAAAUGCUGGAAAUUUCAUGGCAGGUUCUCCAUUCACAGCCGGUGUUAUCCGAGCCGAUGGAUUGACAAUCCAUUCCAGUAGCCAUGGUGGAGUGCUUCCGACUCGAGCAGAUCCUUGCAUGGCCCGUUCGGCUAGUGUGCAUGGAUGCUCUGAGAUGCAGAAUCAGUCAUCCUUGUCUUCCCAAGAAGAAAAGUUCGAUGGUUCUAAAGAUGCGGCCACCGAUGUAUCUCGUGCUGUUUCGAGGAGGGACAUGGCCACCCAGAUGAGUCCAGUGGGGAGUUCAUGCUCUUCUCCCAGUAUGAGGGCUUCUUUUUCUGUCUCCACCACACCUGUGCUGCCCAUGAUGGAUUUGCAGAGUUCCUCUCCUAAUAUGGAUAUUAGGGAUGUGCAGAUAGAUGAACGCGUCACCAUGACAAGGUGGUCCAAAAAACAUAGAGCCCUAUUCACGGGCAGAGGCUUGGAAACUAUUGGCAAUCGGAAAAGGAAUGAAGUAAGUGCCCAGUCUUCAGCCUGGGAUGUUUCUGAAACUGCAAAGAGUGUUUCCAAGGUCAAGAGGGAAGAAGCUAGAAUCACUGCAUGGGAGAACUUGCAGAAGGCGAAAGCUGAGGCAGCAAUGAGGAAACUAGAGAUGAAGUUGGAGAAGAAAAGAUCAUCUUCUAUGGAUAAGAUUAUGAACAAGCUGAAAUCGGCUCAAAAGAAAGCUCAGGAAAUGAGAAGCUCAGUUUCCGACAGCCAGGGCCAUCAAGUUGGCAGAAAUUUCCACAGGGCUUUAUCUUUCCGUAGACCCAGUCAGAUGGGUUCUCUGAGUGGUUGUUUCACCUGCCAUGCCUUUUGAUGCAUCAUCCGACGCUGUUUAUUUUACUGUACAUGUGAUGCUGGGUGUAAGCUGCUCAACACCUUUUCGUAUAAAUUUGAAAAGUUUUUAUUUUUGUCA